UUUUACAGAACACAAGCCAAUGUUUUCCUCAACACUAGUUUUCUUCGUAUCUGCCAUUUUCAUUCUCACUGCCCAAGCCGUCGCGCGGCCAGACUUUCGCUAUCAUUUUUGUGAACUCGAAAAGGGUAACUACACCGCUAAUAGUACCUAUGAGGCAAACUUCAAUAACCUCCUCUUCUCCCUCUCUUCCAACACUGAAAUUCACCAUGGGUUCUACCAUUCCACUUACGGCCAAAACUCUGACUAAGUAUUUGCGAUUGGGCUUUGUAGAGGAGAUGUCAACCCAAAUGUUUGCCGCGGUUGCCUCAAUAACGCUGCGUCGCUUCUCACGGAGCACUGUCCCCAACAAAAGGAGGCAAUUGGAUGGUACGACGAAUGCAUGUUACGCUACUCAAAUCGCUCCAUUCUUGGCGUCAUGGAAACUAAUCCCAGUUUCUAUAUGUCGAACCCGAAAAACGUAUCGGCCUAUUACGUGAAUCAAUUCAAAAAUGAUCUUAGGACCUUGUUGGAAAGCCUAAGAAGUCAAGCUGCCGCAGGUGGUUCUGAUCUUAAGUUUGCAGCAGGAAACGCAACCGCACCGAUGUUCCAAACAUUAUAUGCAUUUGUACAGUGUACACCUGAUUUGUCUGAGCUAGAUUGCAACAAUUGCUUGCUUGAGGCUUUUCAAGAUAUUCCACUCUGUUGUGAUGGUAAGCAAGGUGGGAGAGUCAUUAGACCCAGCUGUAAUAUCAGGUUUGAGUUCUUCCCGUUCUAUAGCCCUACAACUGCUGCAUCACCCAUAAGACCAACCAAUGAAGAUAAGAGAGAAGUUUUUGCAGCGGACGAUAGCAAGAGAUCUUCAAUAUUCGUCAUCAAUAUUAUAUUUGUGCUAAUAGUAAUAGCUUCAAUGGUACUAUGCAUCUCCAUGGGCGUCUAUUUCAGUGUGAAGAGGCUAAGGAAUAAUGACGGAACUACGAAUGAAAGUACAAGCAUAGAAUUGGAAUCCUUGCAAGUAGACCAUGGUUCUGAAGCAAAUAAAAAGCUUGGGCAAGGUGGAUAUAGUGCGAUUUACAAGAAGUACACUCAGAUUAAGAAGAAGCUAAGUAGCAUGCGGAAGAAGAAAGAUGCAUCUUUUGUCACUCCCAAUAUUAAAGAAGAAAAUGAGAUCCAGGAGCUUAUAUCUGAUCUCCCUAUGCCCGAUGGAUUCUUGGAGAGUGAUGAUGAUUAUGUCAGUCAACUCUUGAAAAAUAGAUUAAGGUCCCUGAGAGGGUUACAACACUCUGUGGUGCCUUCUUUGUCCUCUUCAUCACCCUCAUCUCGGCACGUGAGUCAGCUCAAUAGUGAGUUGGACGAGUAUAAGCUGAGGUGUGAAGAGGCAGAGAGAAAGGUCAACCGACAGCGAGAGAAAAUAAGCUCUGUGCGUAAAGAGAUGCAGGAGGAAGUAAACUCCAUGAAAAGACAACAAGCACAGCAGCAGCAAGAAAUGGAAGCCAAGCAGAGACAGAUGGAGCAGAAAAUUGAGUUCCUUCUAUCACAACUCCAACUCCCUAGAGACCCUCCUACAUAGUUUUGUUCUUUUAGUGAAAAACAUAUAAUUAAUUUACAUAUAUUUGUAAGAAACACUUUUAGGAACAAAUUAACGCUUCAUCGUCAAUAUAUAUUAAUCCAACUCGAUC
Molecule: messenger RNA, 1655 nt
Organism: Alnus glutinosa
Lineage: Eukaryota; Viridiplantae; Streptophyta; Magnoliopsida; Fagales; Betulaceae
Product: cysteine-rich receptor-like protein kinase 25
Exons: 5
Coding region: 380-1546 (388 amino acids)
Source: RefSeq, a predicted model, not a curated record